GAAUGUUCCGGGUCAGACACGGGACUGAGGAAAUUAACUCUGGGACAAGGAAAACAGUAGGUUACACGAAAUAAAACAGAGAUGUGAUCGUUUUCUGGACACGAUUAGAAAAACUACUAACAUCAGAGUGGCGACGUGAUUAAAGGAUAAAGAACCAAGCGAAAAUCAGGUGCCUAUAAGUAUUCAAAGUGAGAUAGACAGCGUAUGUAUUCCAUGGUGUCCAGUGCAAUUUAUUUACGCCUGUGGAGGUGGUUUCGAUGUUUGUUUUCUUUGAAAAUUCGUUCGAAGAGCAAGAAGGUGCUUGGCAAGCUAUCUAGCUAGUUCAGUUCGAGUAGUAGCUGGCCGUAUUCCGUUGCGCCUUCCGUUUCUUUUAUUUGACGUCUUUUCGGGAUAUUUUUUAAGAACGGAUUUUGCCAUCACCCAGUGAUGUUUCAGUGUAUACCCCUGUGGCGGUGCAAUCGUCAUGUUGAAUUGAUCGAUAAGCGGCACUGUUCUCUGUUAUACGUUCCGGAUGAGAUCUACCGCUACAGUCGGAGUUUGGAGGAGCUUUUGCUGGAUGCUAACCAACUCAGUGACUUGCCCAAGCCAUUUUUUCAGCUGCUAAAGCUACGAAAGCUGGGCCUGAGUGACAACGAGAUCCAAAGACUUCCUCCAGAAAUAGCAAACUUCAUGCAGCUAGUAGAACUUGAUGUCUCUCGUAAUGACAUCAUGGAAAUUCCAGAGAGCAUUUCUAACUGUAAAGCUCUCCAAGUAGCAGACUUUAGUGGAAACCCAUUAACAAGAUUGCCUGAGAGUUUUCCAGAGCUUCAGAAUUUAACAUGCCUUUCCAUCAAUGACAUUUCAUUGCAGGCUCUUCCCGAAAACAUUGGAAACCUCUCCAACUUGGUAUCACUGGAACUCAGAGAGAAUCUGCUGACAUAUUUACCAGAGUCACUAUCACUACUUCACAGACUUGAGGAGCUUGACCUAGGGAACAAUGAACUUUACAAUUUGCCAGAAACAAUAGGAUGUCUUGUCAGCUUAAAGGACUUGUGGCUGGAUGGAAACCAGUUGGCUGAAAUACCUGCAGAGAUGGGCAGCAUGAAAAGCCUCCUGUGUCUAGAUGUAUCAGAGAACAAGCUGGAGCACCUUCCAGAGGAGAUGGGUGGCCUGGUCUCCCUUACUGACCUGCUGGUGUCCCAGAACCUCAUCAAUGCUCUGCCAGAGGGCAUAGGAAAACUAAGGCGACUGUCAAUAUUGAAAGCAGACCAGAAUCGGCUUGCCCAGCUACCAGAGAGCAUUGGGAACUGUGAGAGUCUCACUGAACUGGUGCUAACUGAGAAUCGGCUACAGAGUUUGCCAAGAAGUAUUGGAAAACUAAAGAGACUUUCCAACUUCAACUGUGAUAGGAACCGACUAGCGUCAUUGCCUAAAGAGAUUGGAGGCUGCAGUAGCCUGAAUGUCUUCUGUGUUCGAGGGAACAGGCUGACAAGAAUUCCCUCUGAGAUCUCUCAGGCCACAGAACUGCAUGUGUUUGAUGUGUCUGGAAAUAGACUACUCCACCUACCCAUAUCUCUGACCAUGCUGCGACUCAAGGCCCUGUGGCUGUCAGAGAACCAGUCCCAGCCUCUACUCACCUUCCAGAAUGACAUGGAUCCAGAGUCGGGGGAAAAAGUGCUCACCUGUGUUCUCCUGCCCCAGCAGCCUUUAGAACCUGACAGUAAAGGCUCAGACAACCUGGCUCGCUGCGGUGCUCUGGAGAGCCUGGUGAAUGAUGUGGUUGAUGACACCUGGGAUGACAGGGCCAUGAACAGGAUCAGUGCCAUCCACUUCCUGGAUGAUGACGAUGACGAGGAUGAUGAAAAGGGAACGCUGAUGCGACGGGCCACUCCUCACCCAGGCGAGCUGAAGACUAUGAAGAAAGCAGCGGAGAACCUCCGCAACGACCUGAACGCCGCCAAAGGCCUGGAUUCCAACAAAAACGAGGUCAAUAAUGCUACAGUCACCACGUCUGUGUGACUCUUACCUCAGAAACAUUCUUACCUCCUGUGUCUCUCGCCAUGUUCUCCUGCACAACCCCUUGAACCUACAUUUCCCCACAAACCCCUCUGCGAUCUACCUACCCCUCCUGCAGCUCAUCCCUGGGACUCUGCUGUGAUCCUCUUGUCCAGUAUCUUACUUCAUUUCCAAUACCCUGCACGGUAUCUGGCUCAGACUACCAGGGCCUAUGUGCCUUCUUUUCAAACUAUUGUGCUAUCUUUUCAAACAGCAAUAAUAUGCACAGGUGUGCUCAUUUUUAAAGGUAUUUUUUAAAGUUAGUGCUUUUUAAAGAUGUAUUUUUUCCUUUUUUUACAGACAAUAGGUAGUUGCACUACUGUAAGUCUUAAGUAUAUUAAAUAUUGUUGACAUCUUUAUAUAUAUUUGUUUUAUUUUUUAAACACUGGGGGAAUAUUUCUUUUUACAUUUUGGGGAUACUUAGUUUUGGACCUACUGAUUUAAGAAUUAUUGUAUAGUCAUUUGUGAAUAUUGAUACUUUUAUACUUUUUGGCAGCUCAGAUGGUGUAAAUUAAAACAAUGUAUAGCAAGUUUCUUAAACUAUCGCAGAAUUUAAAAAAAAAUGUUAUAUCUUGGUAUUUGGUACGUAUUUUAUUUCCUUUUUAGUGUUUUCUUUUUAAGUAAAGAAAUUAACAAAUGCAGUUGCUAAUGUCUUAUCAAAACAAUAUAAUUCCCUUUGGGUGAGUAGACAGCCUCGAAUCUUCUUUUCUACUCCAUUGUCUAACUUCUUAAUCAAAUCCUAAACUCACUUUUAUAUAGACAUGUUUGGUAAUUUUGUAAUUAAGUUUGGAACAUGUACCAUAACCACUCUCCCACAACAGAUUGAGUGGAAGUGACAAGGCUGUCUUACUUUUUUUCAUUGCGAUUCACUGCUUUGAAAUGUUUUCUUAAUACCAGAUACCAGAAACAGCUGCAUUUUAACAUUUGCCACUUUCUCCCUUUAGCAUAUGAGCUUAGACUUUCAAUGGCCAAUUUCAUUACAAACAAGGUAAUAAGGACCAGGGUGGAAUCUUUUGAAAAUGCAGUUUAAGCAUACACUAAUGCACUUCUUUAAGUUUAUUGCGUCUUAAUAAAAACAGAUUGUUCUUCAAAUGGUACACUACAACAUUGAUUUAACUUUUUUUGUUUUAAGUGUAUUAUAAGGAGAGGACCAUAUAAAUUUGUUUUAAUGUGGAGUUCAUCUUUUUAAAUUAUUUUCUUUAAUGAUCAAGCUGCACAAAAACACAAUUUGAAAUUGGCAUGGACACUGAGCCUACAGAUUUGGAUUACUUUUAACCACUGAUAAAAUAAAAUGGGUUUAAAACCAAACAUGAUUCGUUAUUCCCCUUAACUUCGUUUUUAGUCCAUUAGUCUUUAGAGUUUCAGCCUUUAGUCCUUUAUGAAAAAUGUAGACCUUCCGUUUUUGCUUCACCAUCUCACAAUUGUUAACAUGUCAUCUAACGUCUCAUAACUGUUAAAAUUUGGCAUUUAUGAUUUGACAUGUUUUGUAUUCAAGCCGCACAUGCCCGUUAUCAUUGAUUCUUCUUAAAUACUGUAUGUAUUUGCCAUUAAAAUUGGAUUAGACUUUAA
Molecule: messenger RNA, 3603 nt
Organism: Salvelinus namaycush (lake trout)
Lineage: Eukaryota; Metazoa; Chordata; Actinopteri; Salmoniformes; Salmonidae
Product: leucine-rich repeat-containing protein 1-like
Exons: 14
Coding region: 427-1998 (523 amino acids)
Biological process (GO): neurotransmitter receptor transport postsynaptic membrane to endosome; neurotransmitter receptor transport, endosome to postsynaptic membrane
Cellular component (GO): postsynaptic membrane; adherens junction; postsynaptic density
Molecular function (GO): protein binding
Source: RefSeq, a predicted model, not a curated record